This is a messenger RNA of Budorcas taxicolor (takin), 717 nucleotides long. Its product is annotated as neuroblastoma breakpoint family member 6-like protein. Lineage: Eukaryota; Metazoa; Chordata; Mammalia; Artiodactyla; Bovidae. The transcript is spliced from 5 exons. The record is from RefSeq and is a predicted model, not a curated record. Bases 1 to 717 code for a protein of 238 amino acids.
AUGGCAGUAUCUCACACCAUUUUCUCUGGUUUGAGGACAGAAAUGGGCAUUUUGGAAACCAACCAGUACUUGCACUCCCAGCUGGAAAAAAGCAAACAGAAAUUUCGAGACCUCACAGAGAAACUGCUCAUGUCCCAAGCUACUGUUUACUCCCUGGCCAACCAGCUGCAGAAAUACAAGUGUGAAGAGUACAAGGACCUCAUUGAAUCUGUGCUGGAGGAGAAAGUGCCCUUUGAGGAAGGGGAGCUGGCAGAGAAGAGAAGACUGGCUCCACGGCUUGGGAGAGAUGAUUACCUGAUUGAGGCUCAGGCCCGAGAACUGACCUGCUUACGACAGAAGAUACAGGAAGGGAAAGGUGUCUGUCAUCUAUUCACACAGCAUGCAAAGAACACAAUCAAGACUUUUGAGAGUUUCCUCAAGGGCACUGACAUGACCUACUACCAGAGACAGAGAUUCUGUGAGCUCCUGGCCCAAGGAAGCCAGCUGGCAGAGAGACUUGCCAGCAAACUCUCCACUGAAAAUCGCCAUGAUAGGAAGGAUGAAGAGGGACUGGAGUCACUGGCAGCCAGGCUCAACAUGGGGCUCCAGGAGGAAGAAGUGAAUGAAGUCCGGGAGGACUCACUAGAUGAAAAGUAUCUGACACAUUCCAGUCGCCAUGACUCCCACCAGCCUCCCAGCAGCAUUGCCUCUGUGUGUGAUGUGCAGGACCAGCUCUGA